GGUGGCGGUAAUGCGCCGUAAACACUGAAUGUCGACAACACCAACGAAGAAGAGCACCCCCCAGGUUCAGACAGGACUAGAGGAGUUACAACAAGUAGAAGCUGUGUAUUUAUGUCACUGGGAGGUAAACAAGGAUCCAGCUGUGUGUGUCUGCAGAUUAGCAACAUCAGACUUUACAAUAACAUUGAAAGAUGUCAGGAACACACUAGAAAACUACUAGGGAGGACUGUAGCCAGUACCCCCCUGACAACAGGGCAGUCCGGAUCUUUCUAUUGUUUUUCCACUGGAGACAAAUGGUUUUGAGUCAUGGAUCAGGGUGUUGUGGACGGUCCUGUUACCCUUGUCAUCAGGGCGCCCAACCAGAAGUACGAUGACCAGACCAUCAACUGCUCCCAGACCUGGACUGUGGAGAAGCUCAAAGCGCACAUCUCAGAUGUAUACCCCAGCAAACCAAGCUCCAAAGACCAGAGGCUGGUGUAUUCUGGGAAGCUGCUUUUGGAUCACUUUACCUUAAAAGAUGUGCUCAGAAAGCAGGACGAGUACCAUAUGCUCCAUCUGGUGUGCGCCUCACGAACCCCUCCCAGCUCCCCGAAGCCCCCCCGCAGCCGCAGUAACAAGCCUCAGGAGAACUCGGCCGGUCCCACGCCCGUUCAAAACUCUACUGGUCCUUCCACUGGUCAACACAGCCAGUCACCUACAGGAGAGAGUGGUGAUGGAGUCAGACAGCAAACUGGACCCUUCCCUUAUCACCAGAUGUAUCCACAAUUUAUGCACAGCUGGAAUCAGUUCUACCCACAGUCACCUGCUCCCACAAACAUGCCUGCUUAUUACAACCCCAUGACACUAAUGUGGUGGCAGCAGUUGUACGCCCGGCAGUACUACAUGCAUUAUCAGUUACUGGCUGCCUCCUCUCAACACCUCAGGCCGGACCAGCCCCCGCCUCACUCUAACCAGCCCGACCCUCUGAGCCAGCGACCUCAGGCGGAUCGCCGCGGCAACCCGGAGGUCCAGAUGAACGCCCAGGGAGGGGAGAUCAUGAACGAGGAGGAGCUGAACCGGGAUUGGCUGGACUGGGUGUACACGUUUUCACGUGCUGCGAUCCUGCUCAGUAUAGUGUACUUCUACUCCUCUUUCAGCCGGUUUGUCAUGGUGAUGAUGGCCAUGCUGGUGCUCUACCUGCAUCAGGCCGGCUGGUUUCCCUUCAACCUGGAGAAUGAACUCCAGCUUCCUGGAGACCGAGCCAAUCAGGACGACAUGGAGGGAGAGCUACAAAACCACGACCUACAGGAUGUGGAACCGAUGGACGAAGGCUCGGACGACGACGGGGAAAGCGGAGAGGAAGGAGUAGAAGAUCCAAACAGCGCGCCCCACGCGGGCUUCCUGUCCUCCACGUGGUCGUUCAUCAUAACCUUCUUCAUGUCACUCAUCCCAGAGGGACCGCCAAACGCUGCUAACUGAACCACGAGCCGCCACAGAUCUCCACAAGGGCACAUUGUUUCUUUGAGAGGAGGACGAGCGUCCUGCCUGCUUAUAUUAGGGAAACUGUUUCUGUUGCAGUACCGUGUUCUAGUUUCCCAAUAGUGUACUUUACUACAUAUCUAAGACUUUGAGCCAAAACACAAAUGACUGAUUUAGCCUGUAAAGAGAAGAAUGCUCACUUCGUAAGGAGUUUGUCUGCACAGUAAGACAAACAUUUUGAACAUUAGUUUAACUGCUAUAUGCAAGGAUUGCUAGUGAUGCCUUGUAAAAAAAAAAAUAGGCACUUAAAUAAUACGUGUCUGCCAAUGCAUUUCUUCUGCAAUUUAGAAAAUAGGAACAGCAGGCACAUUUAUAAAGAGAAAAUAAUAACAGCAUUCUUGUGUUUAACCACCUGAAUGUCUGUUUUUUUUUCCUUUGUGAGAAGCUGCAAUAUUUGUUGAAAUAGUUUUAUUUGAAUUGUAAUGAUUAUUUUAUGUAAUUGGUGGUUGUAUCUAAGUAAGAUAUUUUAUUUCAAAAAGGGCCACAUUAGUCCAAAAAGCUAAACUUCAGAGAGAAAUCCUGAGUCAUGUAGCGCCUGUGAUAAUUUACACGAGUGAUUUUUUGGCCUGAAGGUUCAUAAAAUGUGUGUUGAACACAUUGUGUACUGUGUUGAAGUGUAUCUCAGAGUGACGUUGGCUACAGAAGUGUGAUUUUUUUUACUGAAGUGAAACGAUGUAAUUGUCUGACAGCCUGAAAGAGCAAAGUGAGGUAGAAGAAAUGAGUGAUGGAAUACGAAACGGGGCGGUCGUUGACGUUGGAUUUAAGUCACGUGGCAUCGAGCGAACAAGAGACACUGUUAAAUAAAUAAAGCACUGCCACGACAAAAGAGUUCAUGUAGGACGUAACUUACACCUCUUGAGUGUGUGGAAAUGGCUGCUGCUGUUACCUUUUAACAUGUUGUGUACCAAUAAUAAUAAUCAUGUUUAUUAAACCUUCAUUCAUGGGAA
This is a messenger RNA of Sebastes umbrosus (honeycomb rockfish), 2465 nucleotides long. RefSeq names its product homocysteine-responsive endoplasmic reticulum-resident ubiquitin-like domain member 2 protein. Lineage: Eukaryota; Metazoa; Chordata; Actinopteri; Perciformes; Sebastidae. The record is from RefSeq and is a predicted model, not a curated record. Bases 307 to 1458 code for a protein of 383 amino acids. The transcript has 9 exons. Gene Ontology annotation, molecular function: protein binding. Gene Ontology annotation, biological process: endoplasmic reticulum unfolded protein response.